Molecule: messenger RNA, 1026 nt
Organism: Medicago truncatula (barrel medic)
Lineage: Eukaryota; Viridiplantae; Streptophyta; Magnoliopsida; Fabales; Fabaceae
Product: protein PHOTOSYSTEM I ASSEMBLY 2, chloroplastic
Exons: 5
Coding region: 130-645 (171 amino acids)
Biological process (GO): photosystem I assembly
Cellular component (GO): chloroplast
Molecular function (GO): protein-disulfide reductase [NAD(P)H] activity
Source: RefSeq, a predicted model, not a curated record
GUGGGGGAUUGAGAGGAGAUACGUGGAGAGCACAAUACCUGUGGAUUGGAGUCCAUUUGUUGACACUGUACAACGAACUUAUCAUCAUCAUCAUCAUCAACAACAACACACUCUAUUCUUCAUAUCUCAAUGGAUUGCAAUUUGCAGGCGUCUGUUAUUCCUCGAUGCCUUCCUCCAACUUCCAUCAAACAAACAGGAAGGACGCGUUGUUUUAUUGUUAAAUCCACUCUUCCUCAAAAUCAAGGAUAUCAUUCUUCCUCCAAGGAAGAAGAAGAAGAAGAAGAAGAAGUUGUUUCGAGGCGUCAAUGUCUUAAAUGUUUGUGUUCAACUCCAUUUUUAAUUAAUGCAACCAACUCAGCAGCAACCGCUCUUGAUAAGCCUCCUGGUUGCAGAAAUUGUGGUGGAAGUGGUAACAUCAUUUGUGAUAUGUGUGGUGGUACAGGAAAAUGGAAAGCUCUUAACAGGAAGCGAGCACAAGAUGUUUAUGAAUUUACUGAAUGUCCUAAUUGUUAUGGUCGAGGAAAGCUUGUCUGCCCUGUUUGUUUAGGAACUGGUGUGCCAAACAAUAAAGGUCUUCUCAGGAGGCCUGACGCAAAGAAACUGCUUGAUAAGAUGUAUAAUGGACGCCUACUUCCCAAUUCUUAGAAGUCCUUCUUGUUUGUGACCACAACUGAAUUGAGGCUUGCUAAUGCUUAUUUCUGGUCCACCAGUGACUGCAAUGGUAAUCGGCUCCUAGCUUAGAAUAUAUUUGGUCUGGAGGCAUUCCAGAACCCUAAAUUUUGCUCGGUUACUAGUUAGCACCUAUUGAAUUUCAAUAUUUUGUAUGAAAGAAAAACCAUUUUUCAAUACUAAGAUUGCCAAUAUUCACGAUUACCAAAAUGACUUCCAAAAUGUCAGGUAUAUAUAGUGUAAACAUUCAACAAACACUUCUACCAAGUAUUGCUAUGUAAGGUCCUAUAUAGAUAGUUACCAAGUAAAUACGUACAUUUUUAUUCAACUCAUGUGUAUCUAGGGUAUUAUAUCCUC